UCCUAGUUGAUAAUGCAUCUGAGGAUGAAGAUCUCUUCAUGAGAGAAAUGGCAGCUCCAAUGAAAGAAAAAUUUGACAAAUAUUGGGGUGAGUGUAAUUUACUUAUGACAAUUGCUAGUGUUUUAGAUCCUAGGUGCAAAUUUCAUAUUGUUGAUAUUUGUUUUCCCAUGAUAUACAAACCUGCGAAAGUUGCCAAAAUGAUAGAGAAGGUAAGAAGUUCAUUGAAAAAUUUAUAUGAUGAAUAUGUGUCUUUGAGUAUUCAAGAGUCAUCCUCUGCGACUGAGAAUGCAAAUGGUGGUGGUAACAAUCCAACAUCCUCAUCUGAACCUAGAUCUUCAUUCACUGGAUUUGACCAAAUUAUGAAUCUUGUGCGUGAAAAGGAAGCGGUUCCUCCAAUGAAAUCAGAACUGCAAGCUUAUUAUGAUGAAGGUGUCUAUGUUCCAGAUGGUGAUGGUAACUCAUUCAACGCAUUGGACUGGUGGAGGAAUAAUAACUUUAAAUAUAAGGUCUUGUCGAAGAUGGCUGCAGAUAUAUUAGCUAUACCCAUCUCUACUGUGGCAUCAGAGUCUACAUUUAGUGCAGGAGGGCGAGUUAUUGAUGAGUAUCAUUCUAAAUUGAACGAUGAAUCUAUUGAAGCACUCAUUUAUGGUGGGGAUUGGCUGCGUCAUAAGUACAAUUUGAUGAAGAAGGCAAAGGUGGAUGAAAGACAUGCGGUGAUCAACUUGAAGAUCUGAUGCAAUGAUGUCAUUCUUGAAGUUGAGGCUGGUUAUGAAGGAAACAAGUAGAUCAAUAUAAAGAUGUGAUGUUUUUUCAUUGAGAUUGUUUUGAUGUUAUUUGUGUUGUCAACUAUAUUAAGUAUUGUGUCUGUUUGUGAGUUGUGACUCUAUUAUUG
Molecule: messenger RNA, 892 nt
Organism: Lotus japonicus
Lineage: Eukaryota; Viridiplantae; Streptophyta; Magnoliopsida; Fabales; Fabaceae
Product: zinc finger BED domain-containing protein RICESLEEPER 1-like
Exons: 2
Coding region: 39-734 (231 amino acids)
Molecular function (GO): protein dimerization activity; DNA binding
Source: RefSeq, a predicted model, not a curated record